This is a messenger RNA of Phoenix dactylifera (date palm), 1807 nucleotides long. RefSeq names its product zinc transporter 1. Gene Ontology annotation, biological process: zinc ion transmembrane transport. The record is from RefSeq and is a predicted model, not a curated record. Gene Ontology annotation, molecular function: zinc ion transmembrane transporter activity. Gene Ontology annotation, cellular component: membrane. Lineage: Eukaryota; Viridiplantae; Streptophyta; Magnoliopsida; Arecales; Arecaceae.
GAUCCCCAAAAUCAAAGGUAAACAAGGAAGAACCCAUCAAAAAGGGAAGGAAGAGAGAGGAAGAGACGGUCUCCCCCAUCCCCAAACUCGUCCACCGCUUCAGCUCCAAUGAAGGCCUCGAGGCAUUUUAGGAAAAUCUUGCUCCCCCUCUUCCUUUCUUUGUUCUCCCUCCAAGUAAGCGGCCAUGAAGGCCACGACCAUGGUGCCCCAUCACUUGCCCCUACAGGUGCCCCAGGAGCUUCCUCCAUCGCUCCAGCUUCAAUGAAAACCUUGGGCCCUCUUUGGGUAGUAUUGCUUCUACUGCUUAUUCAUUCUCUGUUAUCCAUCCAAGCACGAGCCCAUGAAGGCCAUGACCAUGACACCCAACCCAGUGCCCCUGCGCCAGCCCCCAACAGUGCCCCCAGCUCCCCCUCAUCCCCCAGCUUAUCCAUGGCUUCAGCUCCUAUCAAAGCCUUGAGCCCUCUUUGGGCAGUCUUGCUCCUCCUUCCCUUCCUGUCCUUCCAAGCGAACACCAAAUUAUGCCACGACCAUGACACCAACAUUGAUGCUGAUGCGGCAAACUGCGGCGAUCACCAAAGUACCGGUGCCCCUAGCUCUCCCUCGCCCUGCACGUCACCAGUAUUUUGGGCUCCUAUGAAUGCCUCAAGGCCUCUAUGCAAAACCUUGCUCCUCAUCCUCUUCCUCGUUAUGUCAUUUUCCCAAGUGAGUGCCCAUGGAGGCCACGACCAUGAUGCUAGUGGGGAUGAGCAGGAAAACUUGCGGUCGAGAGGCCUGAUCGCCGUGAAGAUCUGGUGCCUUGUGAUCCUUUUGGUGAGCACCUUCGCUGGUGGAGUCUCCCCCUACUUCUACAGAUGGAAUGAGAGCUUCCUUCUCAUGGGGACCCAAUUUGCCGGUGGGGUCUUCUUGGGCACCUCACUCAUACACUUCCUGGCGGAUGCCAACAGCACCUUCGCUGAUCUCACGUCCAAGACUUAUCCUUUCGCAUUUAUGCUAGCAUCAGUCGGUUACCUGAUCACCAUGUUUGGAGACUGCAUCAUUGUCUGGGUGACGCAGGUUGGAAGGAAGGAGGCGAGAGUGGAGGUGGAGGGAGGGAAUCGCGGCGAAGGACAUGGGGAGGAGAUGAGGCCGGAUCUCCAUCCUACUUUCGUGAGGACCACAUCGCUGGGAGACACGUUGCUGCUCAUCCUAGCCCUUUGUUUUCACUCCGUGUUCGAAGGGAUAGCUGUCGGAGUUGCUGAUACAAAGACCAGUGCAUGGAGGAACCUAUGGACUAUAAGCCUGCACAAAAUCUUCGCUGCCAUCGCCAUGGGAAUUGCACUGCUUAGGAUGCUACCCAAGAGGCCGUUCUUGAUGACCGUGGUCUACUCACUUGCCUUUGCCAUUUCGAGCCCCAUUGGUGUAGGAAUUGGCAUUGCCAUUGAUGCUACAACGCAAGGACCAGUGGCUGAUUGGAUCUACGCCAUCUCCAUGGGCCUUGCCUGUGGGGUGUUCAUCUAUGUGGCCAUCAACCAUCUCAUUGCCAAGGGCUUCAAGCCGCAAGAACCAAGUUUCUUCGACACUCCCUUCUUCAAGUUCCUCGCAGUACUCAUUGGAGUUGCCGUUAUAGCUGUAGUCAUGAUAUGGGAUUGAGUGUAAUUUUGCUUGCUGAUCUUUCAUAUUAUUCCCGAUUUAAAUAGACUAAGAUCUGUGUGGUGUGGUGAAGUUUGGUUUGCUGAUGUAUUUAUCUUGAUUUACGUGCGGUGUGGCCUGUGGAAACAAACCAUAAGUUCUUUAAUAAGGAGUCAAAAAUGCUUUUAAAUCUCACGGU